Molecule: messenger RNA, 1763 nt
Organism: Daucus carota subsp. sativus
Lineage: Eukaryota; Viridiplantae; Streptophyta; Magnoliopsida; Apiales; Apiaceae
Product: probable serine/threonine-protein kinase PIX13
Exons: 6
Coding region: 230-1486 (418 amino acids)
Biological process (GO): protein phosphorylation
Molecular function (GO): protein kinase activity; ATP binding
Source: RefSeq, a predicted model, not a curated record
GGCUUCACAAACACGGCAUAUUGACCAGACUUGUAGCAUUACAUAUACAUGCAUCAUGCACAAGAAUUUCUCACAACUCAAGUCAUACUUAACAGAUCAGCUGCAUCUAUAUUUUCCCCACUUUUACAUCACAGAGACUCUUUAUAUACUGUCUGGGAAUCAGAAUAGCAUGAUCUUCUCUGUUUUUGCUUAGUGAGAAGACGAGAAACAAAUAUAUAGGAGAUUGAGGAUGGGUAAUUGCUGGGGAUCUAAGUCGUCUUCUUCUUCUUCUCCUUCUUCUGUCAGUCAGAGCCCGGGUUUUACGGGUGAUAUCAGCUCAGGAGGUUUAUCACUGACAACCAGUAAUACAGUAUCAGGGGGUAGCAAUGUCUCUGGUAACAGCGCGUUCUCUGCAUCAAGCGGAGGGGAGGAGGUCUGUCCUAGUGGUCAGAUAUUGCCCACCCCUAAUUUGAGGAUAUUCAGUUUUGCAGAACUCAAGAUUGCAACCAAGAAUUUUAGAAAUGACACCGUGCUGGGAGAAGGAGGAUUCGGGAAAGUCCAUAAGGGAUGGCUUGAUGACAAGGGGGGUUCGUCGAGGGGUGGAAGUGGUUCUGUUGUAGCUGUCAAGAAAUUAAAUUCAGAAAGUAUGCAAGGCUACGAGGAAUGGCAGUCUGAGGUGAACUUUUUAGGACGCCUUUCUCAUCCUAAUCUUGUUAGACUGGUGGGAUACUGCUGGGAGGAUAAAGAGCUACUUCUUGUCUAUGAAUUUAUGCAAAAAGGCAGCUUGGAGAACCACCUGUUUGGAAGAGGCUCUGCUGUUCAGCCACUUCCAUGGGGCAUACGUUUAAAGAUUUUGAUUGGAGCUGCUCGAGGCUUGGCAUUCUUACACGCAUCAGAGAAACAGAUAAUUUACAGAGAUUUCAAAGCUUCAAAUAUCUUGCUGGACGGGUCCUAUCAUGCCAAAUUAUCAGACUUCGGCUUGGCAAAAAUUGGUCCUUCAGCUAGUAAAUCACAUGUUACAACAAGGGUUAUGGGGACAUAUGGAUAUGCUGCACCAGAAUAUGUUGCCACGGGGCAUUUGUAUGUGAAGAGUGAUGUCUAUGGUUUUGGUGUUGUACUGGUGGAGAUGUUAACAGGCAUGCGGGCACUAGAUACUAAUCGUCCCAGUGCACAGCAUAACCUGGUCGAGUGGGUGAAACCACAUUUAUCUGAUAAACGAAAGCUGAAGAACAUAAUGGACUCAAGGUUGGAAGGGAAGUACCCAUCCAGAGGCGCUGUCUUAAUUGCUCAGCUGGCUCUGACAUGUCUUGCACCUGAACAGAAAACCAGGCCAUCGAUGAAAGAGGUUGUGGAGAGACUGGAAGGGGUUGAAGCAGUUAAUGAAAAGCCAAGGCCGCCAAGAGUACAUUCUUCACAGCAUUUAUCUUCCAGAAAUGCACAAAGCUACCGGUCUCCUCAUCACCCAAGACAAGAUAGAAAUCGACUGCAUAAACUACCAACAAGGUAAUUUCUGUGCACACACAUAGGCUUGAAAGCAACGUGAGGGUGUUGACACACGCGAACAUAACAAAUGGCUUAAAAGUUUCGCUAUUAGAGAUUUGCAGUGGAUUUUGUUGUGAUAUAUAUUCUACCAGAUCACCUUAGCAUAGGAUAGUAUGCAGCAUUGUGUAUUUUGAAGUAGCUGAGUGCCACCGGAUGGGGUUCUAAUGUUGUAUUGUAAACAUUUUUUUUUCUCUAUAGCUCUUGGAUUGCAAUACAUACACAAUUUUUUCUUUGCCAGGCAA